AUGUCGAAGCUUUUCAUCGGUGGCCUAGCAUGGCACACUGAGGAGGCUACUCUUCGCCAGAAGUUCGAGGAGUUUGGCCCCGUCGAGGAAGCUGUUGUGGUCAAGGACCGCGAUACCGGCCGCAGCCGCGGCUUUGGAUUUGUGCGAUACACCCAGGAGGGAGACGCCCAGAAAGCCAUCGCCACCAUGAACAACGUCGAGUUUGACGGACGAACGAUUCGAGUUGACAAGGCAUCCGACAACGGCCCCCGAGGCGGAUUCGGCAGAGGUGGCGGCGGCUUUGGACGAGGCUUCGGAGGGCCUAUGCCGUACGGCAUGGGUCCCCCUGGACCCGGCUAUCAAGUCCCACCCCCGAACAUGUACGCUCCGAUGCCGUAUGGUCGUGGUUACCCUCCGCCGCAGCAGCAGGCUUACGGCACGCCUCCCCAAGGAUUCGUGGCGCCGCAGUUUGGAUACCCCGACCCAUCUCAGCAGCAGCUCCCUCCUCAGCCCCAGCAACCUCCCCAGGGCGGACGAGGCUAUUAG
Molecule: messenger RNA, 525 nt
Organism: Fusarium falciforme
Lineage: Eukaryota; Fungi; Ascomycota; Sordariomycetes; Hypocreales; Nectriaceae
Product: RRM domain-containing protein
Exons: 5
Coding region: 1-525 (174 amino acids)
Molecular function (GO): RNA binding
Source: RefSeq, a predicted model, not a curated record